CCGGGAGCACUCCGCCAUCCGUUACGCUUCCUCCGCACCACGAAUUACACAGACACAAUGCUUCCCCGCCGGAUACCGUCGCUGCGGCGAUUGUACACGACCGCGACGCAGCCGCCGCCGACCGCUCCUAAGCCCGUCAUAAACCUCAAGCAGAUCCGCGCGGCGCCCGAGUACCACGCCCAGAACUGUGUGGACCGGAAUUACGCCGCGGUGUCCGCGUACCCGACGCGGAUCGUCGGGCUGUACGACGAGUGGGCCGGCCUGCAGCGCGCCCUGCGCGGCGAGCGCGAACGCCUCAAUGCCAUCUCGGCGGACCUGCGCAGGGCGGUCAAGGAGGAGAAGGAGGCGCUGAUCUGCGAGGCGCAGGCGCUGCGCGGGAAGAUCUCCGGCGUCGAGGAGCGCGAGAGGUGCUUGGAGAAGGAGAUGAAGGAGCUCGCGAUUGCGCUGCCGAAUACCACGCAUUCCGAGGCGCCCGUCGGCUCCGAGCCGAGGAUGCUGGGGUAUAUCAACGAAGCGUGCGCGCCGAAGGAGGAUGCGGACAAGGUCGUCAAGGGACACAUCCAGAUCGGUGCGGAGCUCAAGUUGUUGGACUUUGCGGAUGCGGGCGCCGUCAGUGGCUGGGGCUGGUAUUAUCUGCUCAACGAGGCGGUGCUGCUCGAGCAGGCGCUCGUCAAUUACUCGCUGUCGCUCGCCAUGAAGAAUGGAUGGCAUCUGGUCGCGCCGCCAUCGAUCAUCUACUCGCACAUGGCUUCGGCGUGUGGAUUCCGUCCGAGGGACCAGAACGGGGAGCAGCAGAUCUACACGCUGAAUGACGGGAAGCAUGCGCUGGCCGGCACGGCAGAGAUCCCGUUGGCGGCGAUGCACGCGAACAAGACAUUUGCGAUGGAGGAUCUUCCGAUGAAAGUGGUUGGCGUUGGAAGGGCGUACAGGGCCGAGGCGGGAUCGAGAGGAGUGGACAGCAAGGGAUUGUACAGGGUCCACGAGUUUACGAAAGUGGAGCUCUUCGCAUGGGUGCCCCCUCCGGCGGAGGAGAGCCACGAUGCCUCCGCGGCCGCCACAGAAGGCGAACCCGCAUCGGCGCCGGCAAAGCAACACCCCACUGCCGACGACGUCUUCAUCGAGAUGCUGGAACUGCAGAAGACAUUCCUCACAUCACUCGGACUCUACGCACGGAUCCUCGAGAUGCCAACGACCGAUCUUGGCGCAUCCGCGAGCAGAAAGAUCGAUAUCGAAGCGUACAUGCCGUCACGUGCGAAGAAGGAUCCGUGGGGCGAGGUCAGCAGUUUGAGUAAUUGCACUGACUACCAGAGUCGUCGCUUGAAUACGAAGUUGAAGUUGGAGGGCGGCAGUGGCAAGAAAACUGUGUUUCCAUAUACCCUCAAUGGGACGGCCUGUGCCGUACCAAGGGUUAUGAUCGCUAUCCUGGAGAAUGGCUGGUGCGAAGAGAGGCAGGGUGUGGUAGUGCCGGAGGUUUUGAGGCCGUUCAUGGGCGGGAUCGAUUUCAUUGGGCGAAAGAAGGAGAGCUUUCCCAUGUGCUCGUAAUAGUUGGAGUGACUUGUAGAUUUAUCGUUUUCGUUUCUGUGAGGUGUGUUUUGCUUGGCAUGAUUUGCGGAUUUGCGGAUUUGCGGAUUUGCGGAUUUGCGGAUUUGCGGAUUUCUCAACGCAACUUCAGACUCUCAGUGGAUCCAUUCCGCUUUGGAAUAAAACACCGAGGGGUCAGCAUCACGGUGGCAGAUUUGUCCAUUCUUUCCAUUCACUCUCUUCACUCACAACUCCAUCACCCGUCAUUUUUAUCCCACACAGCCAUCCCACUGUUUCUCGGCGCAGCUCAAUUCCCGUGGUGACACUCACUCACGCAUUGUCACUCACCUUGGAACAUACUCUUAAAUGGCCUAUUCUUUUCCGAUUCCAACGCCUUUACUAAUAAAUAAGGCCG
This is a messenger RNA of Tricharina praecox, 1936 nucleotides long. RefSeq lists its product as uncharacterized. Gene Ontology annotation, molecular function: serine-tRNA ligase activity; ATP binding; tRNA binding. Bases 58 to 1542 code for a protein of 494 amino acids. The transcript has a single exon. The record is from RefSeq and is a predicted model, not a curated record. NCBI's taxonomy places the organism in Eukaryota, Fungi, Ascomycota, Pezizomycetes, Pezizales, Pyronemataceae. Gene Ontology annotation, biological process: mitochondrial seryl-tRNA aminoacylation. Gene Ontology annotation, cellular component: mitochondrion.